AUAAAACGUUUAAAAAGCUAAUAAAUAGACACUUCUAAUAUCCACUUGCACUCAUUAGUUUGACCAGUUCUGGAAACUACAAUCAUGCUGCUAUCCAGCCUUUUAAGUUUCGUGUUUUCUUGUCUAUUCUUUCUAACUAGCAGCAGUGAGGCCCAAACUUUCGGGGCCUUUCAAUUAACUAAACCACUAGGAAAAACACCUUCUAUCAGUUACGACCUUACACUACCGCAAGUGCCUCAGACUGAAGAGUUCAGUAUUUGGAACACUUUUCAGCCCUUCAAAAAGCAAAUUACACCGCAAGGGGAGAUAUGGUACCCUGAAGGGCAGGUUCCUCAACAGAACAAUGGGUUUUUGUCAAAUAUUUACAAAGCGAUCGUGAAUUUUUUCCUAAGUUUUCUCCCAGCCCCGAUUCGAUAUUUCUUAGGAUGGUACUAACACAAAAAACAAGCCAUUUUAUCGACAAUAAAGAAAUUUAAUUUAUUAA
This is a messenger RNA of Tribolium castaneum (red flour beetle), 484 nucleotides long. RefSeq lists its product as uncharacterized. Lineage: Eukaryota; Metazoa; Arthropoda; Insecta; Coleoptera; Tenebrionidae. The transcript is spliced from 4 exons. Bases 85 to 435 code for a protein of 116 amino acids. The record is from RefSeq and is a predicted model, not a curated record.